AUGCAACAAAAAUUGAUGGCUGGCUUGAUUUUGGUGGCUGUUUUGGCGUGUGCUUUGGGUGAGUUUGGGAGAGAUGGCCUAGAAAUCCAAAUCCUCUGGUUUCUGGUUUUCUAGGCCAUGGAAAUACUGUAGAAUCAGCAAGCAAAUCAUUUUUCACCUGAAAAACUUUUUUUAGAACUUCAUAUCACCUGAAUUUUCGUUUCCAGGUGAAAAAUGUAUCUGAAAUUUUUUCAGAUGGCCUAGAAAUCCAAAUUUUCUGAUAUUUGGUUUUCUAGGCCAGCCGUUAUUUUUAGCUUUUUUGAUCUCUGAUUCUCAAAAUACCUAACAAUCUGUGACAAAUUACCGUGGCCUAAUCAAAUAUACAUAGAAAAAUUGGAAAUCAAAAAAACUGAUUAGGUAGGAAAAAUUCAAUUUGAUUUCAGCUGCGCCACCACAACAACUCGCAAAACCUUCGUGUUCACUUGACGAGCGGGGACAAAUUCCGUGUGGAUGUUGUAAGAAGGAUUGCUGGUAUACUAUUGCGGCGGUGGGUUUCAUAUAUCAAACAUUUUCGUGUGAGAGAAACAUGUUGCGCGUGGUCUAGUGGUAACGCUCUGGAUUUCAAAUUUUUAGGUCGUGGGUUCGAUCCCGCUCCGUGGCAAACUUUUUUUUCAUUUUUUUGCAAAUUUUUAGAAAACUUGAUUGGAUUCUUCAGAUGAAAAUUUCAGAGCAUUGCUCAUGUAAAACUUUGAUAUCUGAAACCUGGUGAUUCAUGAAAUUAUGACCUAGAAAACCUAUUUGAAAAUCUAGGCCAAGCAGAUUCUAAGCCGAGGCUAUGUUAAAAUUUGCAUUGCUCAUGUUAAAAAUGUCUUUGCCACGUGGCAAGUUGGUAUCAAAUUCCCGAAUUUUCCAGGCAGCCACUCACGAACUUGGCCACAUGCCAGGCGAAGCCGGUGAACAAGAAACCCUCGCCACACUCCGCCUGAUCCGCGCCUGUAUGAUCGAAGAAUGCGCUGAAGUCUGCCAAGCCUCACCCUCCGGACAUCCAGCUCGACCAUUCUAG
Caenorhabditis angaria is the source of this 1042-nucleotide messenger RNA. Lineage: Eukaryota; Metazoa; Nematoda; Chromadorea; Rhabditida; Rhabditidae. The record is from the annotation of a GenBank genome assembly.